AUGAGGCCGGCGUCCCUGCUCGCUGCGUCCCUGCUUCUCCUGCUGGCGCAACGGGCGGCGUCGAACCCCCUUCCCUCGGACGACUACUACGACGAAGCAGAGGACUACAGCGACCACCACGUCCAUGCGCACCACGACCACGAGACGCCCCAGGACCCGGUCGUCAUAGGGGCUGAACUCGAGCCGCCGGAGGAAGAGGCCCCGGCGGAGGAAAGGUCCGGAGGAGGAGGAAGAGGUCUGCGUCAGAGAACUCUGAUUUUGGGCGGUGAUCCGCAGCCCCUGCAUGCAAAUUCGCACAACCGCGAGAGAAACAGUCGUAUCAGCGCUUUCCUUGUCUUCACCGCGGCCUCCCUGUCUCCAGCGGGAUACGCUCCCUUGGCAAGACGAGAGCGCGCGAUCCCUGAGGAACACCUUGAGAAGACCAACGCCGUGGCUCCCGCUAAGGUCGCGGCCGAGACGCCUGCCGAAGCUCCAGCUCAGACCCCAGCCGAGAGCCCAAAGGAAUCCCCCGCCGUGGCUCCAGCCGAGGCCCCAGAUCAGUCCCCUGCUGAGGCUCCAGCCAAGAGCGCAGGCCAGACUCCCGCUGACACGCCAGCCGAAGUUCCCAAAGAAGCGCCUGCUGAGGCGGCAGCCGAGGCCCCUGAGGAGACCCCAGUCGAAACUGCAAAUGGGACGCCAGAAGAGACCCCGGCCGAAGCCCCUGCUGCGGCGCCCGUUGACGCCCCUGUCGAAGAGCCCGAGGCCGCGGCCGAGACCCCGGAGGACCCCGCCGGCGCCGGAGAAGGAGAGGCCCCCGCCGAAGCGCUUCCUGCGCAGCCAGAGGAGAGCGAGGAGAAGGACGCGGCGAGCGACCCGGCCGAGGCUCCUGCCGCCGUGCCUUUCGCAGGACCCCUUCCCGAAGGACUCCCGAAGAGCAAUGGGACGACCGAGGCGCCUGUCACUCAGAAGGACGGCGUCGCCUCGCUGGAGAGGUGUACCCAACCCCCCAACCCCGGGGUGUGUCGCGGAGCCUUCCCCAUGUUCUACUUCGACCCCGUCUCGAGGACCUGCCGCCAGUUCGUGUACGGCGGCUGCCAGGGGAACGACAACAAGUACAACACCGCGACGGAAUGCUACGGGAGCUGUUUUCCUGAAGGCCGGUCGAGCCACUCGAGAAGCGCGGACAGAACGGACAGUAACGCCAAGAACACGUACCUGGCACUCCACGACGGCACUGGCGCCUCGACGCUCACCUUCACCGGCGACGGAGCGGCGGCCAAGGUCAAGGACGCCUCCAUCGAGGACUUCCGGAUCAACGGCACGUACCAACUGCAGUUCUACUUCAGGACCGAUGUACCGCAUGGCCUAAUUGCCUUCUUGCGCCAGGAAUCCGUGCCCGAGGAACUGGCCGGCGCGAGGAUCCAGCUGUACGUGUACCUGAGGAAGGGCCACCUGGCGCUCACGCACGUCCUCGGCAACACCACUGAGUCCCGGGUUAUGCGAAGAGGCGGUCUCCAGGGGGGCAACUGGCACUCGGCGGUGGUGAAGGUGGACUCGAAGACGGGCGAAGUGGUGAUGGAGGUCGACAGCCACCACGAGGUCUUCACCCUCGAGAGCCUCGCGAACAACCCGCAGUACACCAACGGACGGUCUCUCGAAGGAUUCAAGUCGUCCUUGUGGAUUGGAGGUGUCUUCUCAAAGGACCUGGAACGCGAGGACGUGGUGCUAGGAAUAGUCCCCUUCCACGGCUGCCUGCAGGACGUGAAACUCCUGAGUGGGGAUUCCUUCGACACUAUGCAAUACAUGAAGAUGAGGACGACGAAGCACUCUGGCGUGACGGGAACAACUGCAGCAUAA
Penaeus vannamei (Pacific white shrimp) is the source of this 1836-nucleotide messenger RNA. Lineage: Eukaryota; Metazoa; Arthropoda; Malacostraca; Decapoda; Penaeidae. The record is from RefSeq and is a predicted model, not a curated record.